This is a messenger RNA of Euleptes europaea (tarantolino), 918 nucleotides long. It is a transcript of the gene C8H8orf89, whose product is annotated as chromosome 8 C8orf89 homolog. The record is from RefSeq and is a predicted model, not a curated record. Bases 1 to 918 code for a protein of 305 amino acids. Lineage: Eukaryota; Metazoa; Chordata; Lepidosauria; Squamata; Sphaerodactylidae. The transcript is spliced from 9 exons.
AUGCCUCCGCCGGCCGUACGGAGGGGCGAGGGGCGCGUUGGCGGCGGCUCCUCGGACGCGGCUGACCGCCCUUUGCUUCCCCCCAAGCGCGACGACGUUGGGGCCGCCAUGAGCAAAAACCCGCAGCAGACGCGCUUAGAGCCACGGGAAUCCCAGGUGCACAAUGGUAAGCUCCCAGAAAUUUCUUGCCUUCCAGAACUCCAACCAAUUGUUUGCCAGCCUUCUGAAGAACAAAAAUUGCCAACUCUGACGUCUGACGGCACGAAUCUGGAUAACAAAGUCUUAGGAAAACCAUUUGGGAGUUUUCAGUUUGAGCGUAGCUGGAAGAAUGCGGUGAUAAAGACAAAAAAGAUAAAACAAGCAGAAUAUACCUCUGCAUAUGGCUUGAGAGAAAUGAGUGAAAAUACUGCAAUGCAAAGUCUUACUCAGGGAUCUGAGAGACAGAAGACAAAAGGUGCUACUAAUUCAUAUCCUGUCAGCGCUUGCAUUAAUGAAGACUAUGGUUGUUUGCCACCCUUAUACUGGCUGCCAUCUACCUCAUCACAAUGUUUUGACAGCUUUUACAAAAGCAGAGGAGAUACAGUCAUUGAAGGCAUUCACAGAAGAGGGACGUGUUCUUGGAAACCAGGCUCUUUGAAGGUACCUGGGGUGCAUGGUGGAGCUGGAGAAGAAGGUGCUGAAAGGUUGAAGAAGUACAACCGGUGUUCCAGCCUAAUUUCAUUUCCAGAGGGGUCCAAAUUCAAGCCUGGCAAAGGCUGUCACUUCACAGAUCCUGUUAGUGGAGCUCCUUCUCAAUACAUCCAGCGGCUUUCUCAACUGGCUGCUCUGGAAUGCGAAACCAUUCACCAAGAGAAAACCACAAGAGUCAGGCGGAUCAAGAAACAUCACACUUCACAGGCAAGGAGCAGGCUCCCUUAA